Tupaia belangeri chinensis (Chinese tree shrew) is the source of this 987-nucleotide messenger RNA. Its product is annotated as olfactory receptor 143-like. Lineage: Eukaryota; Metazoa; Chordata; Mammalia; Scandentia; Tupaiidae. Gene Ontology annotation, molecular function: olfactory receptor activity. The record is from RefSeq and is a predicted model, not a curated record. Gene Ontology annotation, biological process: G protein-coupled receptor signaling pathway. Gene Ontology annotation, cellular component: membrane.
AUGGCCACACCGAAUGGCUCCUCAGUGACUGUCUUCAUCCUGGCGAGGUUUGCAGGCCAGCCUCAGCUCCACUUACUUCUCUUCUUCCUCUUCUUGUUGAAUUCUGCAGUCAUCGUGGUGGGAAAUUUGAGCCUAAUCAACCUGAUGCUGAAUUCCCACCUUCACAAACCCAUGUACUUUUUCAUCUUCAAUAUGUCUUUCAUAGACCUCUGCCACUCUCCAGUCAUCACCCCAAAGAUGCUCGUGAGCUUCAUGUCAGAGAAGAACUUCAUCUCCUUCACGGGAUGCAUGGCCCAGCUGUUUCUUUUCUGCCUUUUUGUCCACUCCGAGUGCCACGUGCUGACAGUCAUGGCCUACGACCACUACGUGGCCAUCUGGAAGCCCCUGCUGUACACGGCCACCAUGUACCCGCAGGCCUGCGCUCGGCUGCUGGGUAGCUGCUGUGAUGGGUUUGCAGGUGCCCUGGCCCACACAGGGAACAUGGUCAGAUUAUCCUUCUGUGAUUCCAACACCAUCAACCACUACAUGUGUGACAUCUUCCCUCUCCUGCAGGUCUCCUGCAGCAGCACCUAUGCCGAUGAGCUGAUGGAUUCUGGGACUGUGACCACCGUUGUCAUAGCAUCCAGCUUGGUUAUUUGCAUUUCGUACGCUUUGAUCCUCUCCAACACUCUCCACAUCUCAUCAGUAAAGGGUUGGUCCCAAGCCUUGGGCACCUGCAGCUCCCACGUAAUAACCGUCACCCUCUUCUAUGGUUCUGGGCUGGCCACACAUCAAGAUCCCUGCUGCUUCUCUGGGAGAAGCACCCACUGCUGGCCCCAGUACUCUUCCUUUUGCUGGACAGAAUUUUUUUUUCAUAGUACCCAGUCCUUUCCAAGUGUCACCAGGCUCAGAGUCACAAUUAGAAAAGCAAAUGGCCGCGACCGACUUCACUGUGUGCUAGUUACAGGCACGCACCGAGGGCAGUCUUCUGUGACUCAGAUGCUCUAA